Cannabis sativa is the source of this 1040-nucleotide messenger RNA. RefSeq names its product thylakoid lumenal 15 kDa protein 1, chloroplastic. The record is from RefSeq and is a predicted model, not a curated record. Lineage: Eukaryota; Viridiplantae; Streptophyta; Magnoliopsida; Rosales; Cannabaceae. The transcript has 7 exons. The coding region runs from base 101 to 796 and encodes 231 amino acids. Gene Ontology annotation, cellular component: chloroplast thylakoid.
GUAAGCGCAUACAGACACAAAAGUUACCCGCCUAAGAAUUAUAUCCAUUUCGGAUUAGGCCUCAUUAUCCAAUAUCUCAACAAAAUCAAAAACUCUUUCAAUGGCUCUUCUCAACGUCUCCAUGUCCUCAAAACUCCCAACAAAACUUCCUCAUCUUCAUCCUCAUCCUCCUCACCACAACCACUUCUCCCUCCCCUCAUAUCCUGCACCUCAUCUAGCUACACUACGCACUCCUCGGUCUCCUCAUCCUCUCUUGGAAAUUUCUCGAACUUCUCUCUUUUCUUCUGUGCUCCAAUCAGUCUCUAACUCAAGUUUGCUUGCUCUUCUCUCUGCUUCCCUCUUGGUGGUCGAUCCCGCACUCGCCUUCAAGGGUGGAGGUCCGUACGGUUCUGAAGUAACAAGGGGCCAGGAUCUUACUGGCAAGGACUUUAGUGGCAAAACUUUGAUCAAGCAAGACUUCAAAACGUCCAUUUUGCGACAAGCCAAGUUCAAAGGUGCCAACUUACUUGGUGCCAGCUUCUUUGACGCUGAUCUAACAGGAGCUGAUCUUUCGGAUGCUGAUCUGAGAGGGGCAGACUUUUCCUUGGCAAAUGUGGCAAAGGUGAACUUAAGCAACGCCAACUUGGAAGGUGCCCUUGCUACAGGCAAUACAUCAUUCAAAGGCUCCAUCAUAACAGGUGCUGAUUUCACUGAUGUGCCUUUAAGAGAUGAUCAACGGGAAUACCUCUGUAAAAUUGCUGAUGGUGUAAAUUCAAAAACUGGAAAUGCAACACGUGACACAUUGCUUUGCAAUUAGAGUACAUCAUUUCUCCAUGUUUGUAACAAAAGGGAUCAGUUACAGCUGCUAUUUACAAUAAAAAAGCUAUAAACAGGGUUCAGUGAAUUCUUUCUUGCACUGAACACAAUUAUGUUCAGACACUCAAGUGUUUGUAUAUCAGAUGACAUUAUAGACAGCUUUAUGUUUUGUUUUGAAGACAUCUACAAAGGUUACUCCUUACGAAAAAAAGGCUAUAAAGGAAGAAAACUUCUGUCUGUAAAAA